AUGGUAAUGUUAACUAGAAGUUCGUACAGAAGAGCUUGCGAGAGUUGUGAUGUUAGCGAUUUAUCUAAACCGCAGAAAAAUAUUGUUGCACCACCUUGGUGCUCUAUGGCUAAAGUUUACGAAAAGAAGAAAUCCAGAAAAGUUGCGACGCCGACGUGGGAAACACGAUCCUCGUAUCCUUUACGCGAAAACAUCUGGGAAUAUCUGUACGAAGAUAAGACAAAGUUCUACAAAAGAAAGAAUGGCAGGGUGUGUUGUAAACAAACACCGGCCAAGAACAAAAGACGGGGAAAAAUUGUGAUUUGCCUCCCUCUGUUGUUUAGCGCUGUUGGAGUGAUAAUGUAUCUUUGGAUAUUUAAUAAAAUUCCCGAAACAAGUUUAAUGGCGAAGACAAUUCCACGAAAUACUUUAAUAUCACUUCUGGAUUUAGAACAAACGGCAGUUGAUGAAGAAUGUUGUUCUAGAAUAAAACAUUUAGCGGAGGCAUUGUUACGAGCCGAACAAGCACUUCGGAGCGCGCUUCGUCUCCGGCGAACAAUUAUGAUUACGUCAGAAACCGCCAAAACAGUCUCGCAAAAUACAGACAGAAGCUACAUCCAUGGGGUUAGCGCGACAAAAGGCCUUGAUACUGAAGAGUUUGGAGGUCGUGUAGCCCUGUGGGGCGUAGUGCCACUGUGGCGCGUCGCGCCGCCGCCAGAUGUAAUACUCGCAUUAAGGAAACCAAUGCCUGCCGAUUGUUGGCCUUUCAGCGGUUCGCACGGGGAAGUCGUAUUCCAUCUGCCACAUAUACUGCGAAUCCAAGCCUUCAGCGUGGAACACGUUCGUCCUGACACCGCUCUCAGUGCACCUAAGCAUUUCAUACUUUAUGGUAUCUUACCCAAUGAAACAUGGGUAACUGCAGUACAAAAUGAAUACAAACACCACGGUGCCGCAAAGCAGUACUACUAUUCUUUAUACAAACAAGUCCCUUUAAAAAAACUUAUCUUCAGGGUACUAUCAAACCAGGGCAAUGCGAAAUAUACCUGCAUUUAUAGAGUACAUUUUUAUGAAAAUGAAUUUGACCAGUUUUAG
Molecule: messenger RNA, 1071 nt
Organism: Hyposmocoma kahamanoa
Lineage: Eukaryota; Metazoa; Arthropoda; Insecta; Lepidoptera; Cosmopterigidae
Gene: spag4
Product: SUN domain-containing protein 3-like
Exons: 8
Coding region: 1-1071 (356 amino acids)
Biological process (GO): nuclear envelope organization
Cellular component (GO): nuclear envelope
Molecular function (GO): protein-membrane adaptor activity
Source: RefSeq, a predicted model, not a curated record